Messenger RNA from Cololabis saira (Pacific saury), 2757 nucleotides. RefSeq names its product mediator complex subunit 4 (gene med4). The coding region runs from base 1003 to 1764 and encodes 253 amino acids. Gene Ontology annotation, cellular component: core mediator complex; mediator complex. Gene Ontology annotation, biological process: regulation of transcription by RNA polymerase II. NCBI's taxonomy places the organism in Eukaryota, Metazoa, Chordata, Actinopteri, Beloniformes, Belonidae. Gene Ontology annotation, molecular function: transcription coregulator activity. The record is from RefSeq and is a predicted model, not a curated record. The transcript has 7 exons.
UAUGAUCUAAGAAUAUUAAGUUGGGGUAGCAAUCAUUGUUGCAUACUGUAUUGUUAAUAUUUGUAUGGGAAUGAAGAAAUGUAUGUGUACUAAGAGGAAAACAAAUUACAUUGCUUUUAGCUUUUCAGUGGGUGAAAGAAGCAUAACCAUUAACACACUAGAGUCUUUAAGAAGCAGUCUGGGGAUGUUACUCUCUAAAAAUACAGCAAACAUUUUGUUGAUUUAAUAUGAUGGGGCGUACAGAUGGUGGAUAAAGGUGCAAAUGAGUGCCAUUAAAAGCAUUUCAGUCAACUUAUAGACUGAAAAGGUCAAACAGGAAGUUAAAGAAAAUUGGCAAAGAUUGUGGGAAAAAGAAAGAAAGGUGCAGAGGCUUUGCAAAAUUCAAAAGAACAUAGGAGAAGUAAAUAGCACAGGAAGAAAGAGGAGGAAAGAAACAAUUAUAUCAAGGCUUAGAUUUAACAGAACCCUUAAAUCCUCUAAAACAAACUACUUAAAAAGCUCAUUAUCCAUGACAGGGAAGCAUAGGGAUAAAUGCGAUUAGUUUGUUGGUUGCAGCAGUUGGUUGCAUACAGAGGAUGUUACAUUUACUGCAAUAAUCAUGAGGAAAACAGAACACAAUUGAUUCAAAAAAUAAAAAAACAUGAACUGGAGAUUCCCCCCCUUCUUGUUUCUAAGGAUCCUGGAGCUGCAGCUCUGUGCAGGGAAGGCAGGGAUACACCCUGGACAGGUCGCCUGUCAAUCAUGAUGCUAAACUGGAGGGUAUUACUAAAGAAAAAUAAUCACAAGUUAAAAGUUAUUCUUAUUUUGUUAUGCAAGACACACUCGUUUUUUUUUUUAUAGCAUCACAAUCUAGGAGGACAAACUAAUUUGUCUGAAGGGAUUUAAGGUUUUUUUUAAGCGCUAUUCCACAUCCGUACCAACAGGGGGCGGUACUGCGCCACAUCGUUAUCCGCCAGCAGCCAAUCAGCGCUCAGCAGAAGGAGAAAGCCGGAGACACUAAACAUGGCGGCAACAGCAGAGAAGUCGACGAAGGAGCGAUUACUCUCUGUUCUGGAUGAUUUGGAGGUUUUAUCCAGGGAGCUGAUCGAGAUGUUGGCUCUGUCCAGAGGACAGAAACUCCCCCAGCAGGGAGAAGACACGCAGGUCCUGGAGCUCCUGGUGCAGAGGGACGGUGAGUUUCAGGAGCUGAUGGAAGUGGCCCAGCAGCAGGGAAAGGUUCACGAGGAGAUGCAGCAGCUGGAAAAGGAGGUGGAGAAAAGAGACAGCGACAUCCAGCAGCUCCAGAAACAGCUGAAGGAAGCCGAACACAUCCUGGCCACUGCAGUUUACCAGGCAAAAGAGAAGCUUAAAUCCAUUGAUAAAGCCAGGAAAGGAAGCAUCUCAUCAGAAGAAAUUAUUAAGUACGCUCACAGAAUCAGUGCCAGUAACGCUGUGUGUGCGCCGCUCAACUGGGUGCCAGGAGAUCCACGGAGACCGUAUCCCACGGACCUGGAAAUGCGCAGCGGGAUGCUGGGACACAUGGCCAACCUGCCGACCAACGGCGUGAACGGACAUCUGCCAGGGGACGCUCUGGCUGCUGGGAGGUUACCAGACAUCCUGACGCCUCACUACCCCUGGCAGUCUUCAGACGUCUCCGUGGGGAUGUUACCUCCUCACCACGGCAACGACUUUGGCCUGGAGCCCCCAGGCCACAACAAGGAGAACGAGGACGAUGUUGAGGCCAUGUCGACGGAUUCCUCCAGCAGCAGUAGCGACUCGGACUGAAACAUGGGAGGACUGUUUGUGUGUUUAACAGAGAGGUCACUGUUGAGCAGCAUCUGAGCGUCACAUAGACAUUUCCUCAGGACACACUCAUGGACAAAAUCCAUCUCUUCUGUCGAAGGCCUCGACUCAUCUUCUGCAGAGAGUUUUCACCCUACUUUAGUCGUGCAAGAGGAGAAAUGCAUUUCUGUGGAUUUGAUUAUCUUGGUUUCAGUCAAUGGUGUUCGUAAUAUUUACAAUUUAAAUUCCCCCCCAAAAUCUGGUUCUGCACUUCAGUUUACACACGACAAAACCAUUAUCUCGGUCACUGAUGGCUCUGCUUGGUCAGACACCUGUGCUGUGCCGUUUUACUUUGGCAUCUUGUCACUUGUACCCUUGAUUUGACUGUAGCCACUGGCUUAACUUUUUUGUGCUGUUACGAAUCCAGAAUUACAAAUAUAAAUGAUUAUAGGAACAGUGAAGGGAAAGAGGCCGUGCUGCUGUGCUAAAUUGUAAAGGCUGUGCAUUCAAGGACUCCUUAAGACCAUAAAAAUCAGAUGCAGUAUAUCUACAGUUUGCUUGUAUGUUUGGAACAGGACACUGUUUCUUAGAUUUUUGAGCAUCAAAUCUUCAUGUUCGCAUACAUUCUUUUCAUUUAACAUUUAUUUAACUGAUAAAACAAUCUUUUCUUCACUAUCAUAUUUAAAAACAAAUUGAUUGAAUAAUUGGAAAGUUUAAUAGUAAAGAUUAAGAUGUAGAAAAAAAUGCAACCAAAUACAAAUACGCUUGAUUGAAAAGACAAUAAAUGACAUGCUGUAUAAGUAGAUUCAGGAUAAACGUGCUCUUUGAUGACCCAAGUAUUUAACUGCACGUUUUGAGUUGUUUUUUUGUUUUCAUGUGAUGUAACCAGGAUAUUUGUGUUUAAGUCAUUGGAUAAUAACUGGCUAAAAUGCUGUGUAAAUAAGAUUGUACAUAUUGAACCUUGUAAAUAAGCACCUUUUUGAAUAAUAAAAAGAA